Molecule: messenger RNA, 1071 nt
Organism: Phytophthora infestans T30-4
Lineage: Eukaryota; Oomycota; Peronosporomycetes; Peronosporales; Peronosporaceae
Product: L-threonine 3-dehydrogenase, putative
Exons: 1
Coding region: 34-1071 (345 amino acids)
Biological process (GO): L-threonine catabolic process
Molecular function (GO): L-threonine 3-dehydrogenase activity
Source: RefSeq, a predicted model, not a curated record
GCUCCUGCUCACCCGCCCGCUACUCUGCUCAAGAUGAUCUCGGCCACUCGUCUGCAACGCGCUGUUCGCCCCGCCGCCCGUGCCUUCUCGCAGUCUGCCAACCCCAGCCGCAUCCUCGUGACCGGCGGCACGGGCCAGAUCGGCAUGGAGCUCGUGCCCUACAUGCGCCAACUAUUUGGCGCCGACACUAUCGUGAACUCAGAUAUUAAAGCGCCUGGUGGCGGCCACCGUGAUGGCAACUUUGUCUACUGUGACGUGCAGGACCGCGACUCGAUGGCGCGAAUUGUGACGGAGCAGGGCGUGGACACCAUCGUACACAUGGCGUCGCUGUUGUCUGCUGUGGGUGAAGCCAACCCGUCUCUUGCUCUGUCGGUGAAUACUCGUGGUAUUCAGAACGUACUGGAGCUGGCAAAGCAGUACCAACUGCGCGUGUUCGCUCCGUCUACCAUCGCAGUAUUUGGUCCUUCCACACCGCAGGAUGAGACCCCAGACACGACAAUCAUGCGCCCUACGACAAUGUACGGACUUACUAAAGUGCAUGUGGAGCUAUUGGGCGAGUACUACUACAACAAGUUCGGUGUGGACUUCCGUUCGGUGCGAUACCCGGGAGUUAUUUCGUCUGAGGCGCUUCCUGGCGGCGGUACCACGGACUACGCCGUCGAGAUCUUCUACGAAGCGCUUAAGCACGGCAAGUACACGUGCUUCCUCAACCGGGACGCUAAGUUGCCCAUGAUGUACAUGCCCGACUGCCUCAAGGCCACAAUGGGGCUUAUUAACGCACCAAACGACUGCCUGUCACAGCGAACAUACAACAUCACGGCCGUGUCUUUCACACCUGAAGAGAUAGUGGCGUCCAUUCAGAAGGUCAUGCCGAGCUUCCAGUGCGACUACAAGCCCGACUUCCGCCAGCAGAUCGCCGAGACAUGGCCCCGCUCAAUCGACGACAGCAUCGCCCGAAAAGACUGGAACUGGCAGCACGACUUCGAUCUGGACAGCAUGGUCGAAGAUAUGCUCGUCAAACUCGACGCCAAGCUCUCCAAACCGGAAGCCGCGGUCGAAGAAACCGCGUAA